Saccostrea cuccullata (small rock oyster) is the source of this 484-nucleotide messenger RNA. Its product is annotated as microfibril-associated glycoprotein 4-like. Bases 152 to 484 code for a protein of 110 amino acids. NCBI's taxonomy places the organism in Eukaryota, Metazoa, Mollusca, Bivalvia, Ostreida, Ostreidae. The transcript has 4 exons. The record is from RefSeq and is a predicted model, not a curated record.
AAAUCCGUUGACGUCCAUACGAAGUAAGCGACCGUUUCUUAUUGGUGGUUUUGUCUUCUUCUUGACUAUAAUUAUCUCCACUCUUGUGACUGUGGUGGUUCUGUAUGUCAACAAAAAAGAUACACCCGAAUCCAAUGCGAACAUAAACAAAAUGUCGACAAUAACUCCAUCAAUUUCAAUGAUAACAAAUACGACAACAACGACAUCAGCUCCAGAUAUAUCGACUUUAAAUAAGCACAAAGAUUGCAAGGAAAUAUACCAACAAGGUUAUACCAGUACCGGCGUGUACACAAUAUACCCCUACCUUCCUGGAACCAGACCAGUGGAGGUUUACUGUGAUAUGACAACCUAUGGAGGGUGUUGGACGGUGUUUCAACAUAGGACGGAUGGAUCGGUUGACUUUUAUUUGGAUUGGGUAGACUAUAAAUCAGGGUUUGGACAAGCAAAGGGAGAGCACUGGCUUGAUAUGCAAAUAUAUAGAUGA